CCUCGGCUCACCCAUUACACCGCGUUCAUUCCUGGCCGUGCCAGCACACUGCAUAGGAUGUCAGGCACUUUUUUGGAAUGGUAUAUUAAGCUCCUAGAAGAAAUCUCAGUACACAUCUGUGCCUGUGCAGGAGCUUGGGGCCAACUCCAAAGACCGGGAAGCUGGAGUUGCUUAGGCCCUACAGAGGAGAUACAACUGUAACAGGAAAUACAUUUUGAAGGAGAAAUUCCACUUUUUGUGACAGGAUUCAUCUGUCUUUGCAGAAAGCUUUGUCAUCCGUGGUGGCUUUAGGAGCUAAUAUAAUCUGCAACAAAAUCCCAGGCCUGGCCCCUCGGCAGCGCGCGAUCUGCCAGAGCCGCCCUGAUGCCAUCAUUGUGAUCGGGGAAGGGGCACAAAUGGGAAUCAAUGAGUGCCAGUACCAGUUUCGGUACGGGAGGUGGAACUGCUCUGCGCUGGGAGAGAAAACAGUCUUUGGACAAGAGCUUCGAGUAGGAAGCAGGGAAGCUGCGUUCACCUAUGCCAUUACUGCUGCCGGGGUUGCACACGCUGUCACGGCCGCCUGCAGCCAGGGCAACCUCAGCAAUUGUGGCUGUGACCGAGAGAAACAGGGCUACUACAACCAGGAGGAGGGCUGGAAGUGGGGAGGCUGCUCCGCGGAUAUCAGAUACGGCAUUGAGUUCUCCCGGAGGUUUGUUGAUGCCCGAGAAAUCAAAAAGAAUGCACGGAGGCUGAUGAACUUGCACAACAAUGAGGCUGGAAGAAAGGUUCUCGAAGAGAGAAUGAAAUUGGAGUGCAAGUGUCAUGGAGUUUCAGGUUCCUGUACAACUAAGACCUGCUGGACCACGCUUCCUAAAUUCAGAGAGAUUGGAUAUAUUUUGAAAGAGAAAUACAAUGCUGCAGUGCAAGUGGAGGUGGUAAGAGCCAGUAGACUGAGACAGCCAACCUUCCUGAAGAUCAAGCAGAUCAAGAGUUACCAGAAACCCAUGGAAACGGAUUUAGUGUAUAUUGAAAAGUCACCCAACUACUGUGAGGAAGAUGCUUCCACAGGGAGCGUCGGUACCCAGGGACGACUCUGCAACCGUACCUCUCCCAACGCGGACGGGUGCGACAUGAUGUGCUGCGGAAGAGGGUACAACACACACCAGUACACCAAGGUGUGGCAAUGCAAUUGCAAAUUCCACUGGUGCUGCUUUGUGAAGUGCAACACGUGCAGUGAGCGGACAGAGGUGUUCACCUGCAAAUAACGGCAUCGUGCGCAAACACACAGAGCAAACCACCACAGGUGAGGAAAGUGGAGUACAACAAACAACGACAGCAUCAUUUUGCACAUCUAAUCCUCUUGGGGAAAAGAACCCCAGCCAACACCACAACAACCACUCCCUCCCCACAACUACCUAUACUUCUAAGGAUGGUGCAUUUUGGCUGGCUGGCUGUUGUAACUGCUUUGGAAACAAGGGCAACAGG
This is a messenger RNA of Vidua macroura (Pin-tailed whydah), 1464 nucleotides long. It is a transcript of the gene WNT7B, whose product is annotated as Wnt family member 7B. The transcript has 6 exons. Gene Ontology annotation, biological process: cell fate commitment; canonical Wnt signaling pathway; positive regulation of JNK cascade. Gene Ontology annotation, molecular function: cytokine activity; frizzled binding. Gene Ontology annotation, cellular component: extracellular region. The coding region runs from base 396 to 1244 and encodes 282 amino acids. The record is from RefSeq and is a predicted model, not a curated record. NCBI's taxonomy places the organism in Eukaryota, Metazoa, Chordata, Aves, Passeriformes, Viduidae.